This is a messenger RNA of Asparagus officinalis (garden asparagus), 1091 nucleotides long. Its product is annotated as protein trichome birefringence-like 2. NCBI's taxonomy places the organism in Eukaryota, Viridiplantae, Streptophyta, Magnoliopsida, Asparagales, Asparagaceae. Bases 132 to 1091 code for a protein of 319 amino acids. The transcript is spliced from 2 exons. The record is from RefSeq and is a predicted model, not a curated record.
UCAACUUGCGACUAUUAAUCACUCUCCUCUUUUAUUUCUCCUCUGCUCACCCUCCCAUGGCUCCCAUUACUUGAAGGCUACACAUUUCCCCUAUCUUCUUCCUCUUGCUCUCUUCUUCUCCUUUGUUGGGCAUGGAUUUCAAGAAUCCAGUCAACUUAGAGCACAUCUCCUCCUCUCUCUCGUUCAAGAGCAGAGUGAUAUCUGCCUUUGGACUUGGUGUCUUAGCUUCUCUCCUCGUCUUCUCUCUCCUCCCCAGCGUCAACGCUCCACCCACCAUCACUUCUCUCUCCUCCUCCUCUUUCUUCUCCUGGGUUUUCUCCAUUAACAACCCUCCCUCAAACUCCACCGACACUUUGUUGGCUCCUCCUGAUGUCAACAUCACUACUCCCUCAGAUUUGGGCACGACCCAUUUCAUGAAUUCAAGCGAUUUGUUGGGUAGGCAGCCGAUUUCUGUUAAAACCCAAGAUGCGAAUUCAUCAGAGAGUAGUUUUUCUGAGAGAAGCUCGGAUUUGGACGAUGCCCGUUUCAAGAAUCCAACGGAGGAAUCCCAAAAUCUUAAUCUGGGCGCGGACCAUGCUUUAGUACUGGGGCAAAUCACUAUUGGGAGCACGCCUUUAAACAACGGCUCAGCCGAAUCCGCAGCUUCUUUUCCGAUUUCUGAUGAAAUCCAAGAUGGGAUUUCAUCAAAAAGCAGUUUUCCUGAGCAAGUGUCGGAUUUGGGCAAUGCCCAUUUCGAGAACUCUACAGGGGAACCUCAAAAUCCUAAUCUGGAGCUAGUUAUGACCGAGAAUGCGGCUUUGAACAACAGCGCUGAGGACGAGAGGAAAGAUCUCGGAUCAACUGCUGAGGAAAAUAGGAAUGUGAGUGACGAUUCUGGUUCUGCGAAAGUACAGGGAGAGGUGACCAAGGAAAAGUGCAACAUAUUCAACGGGAGAUGGGUGAGAGAUGAGAGGGAGGCGUUGUAUGAUGCAGGAUCAUGCCCAUACAUUGAUAGCGAUUUCAAUUGCCGCAAGAAUGGGAGGCCUGACGACGACUUCUUUGCAGAUGGAGAUGGCAGCCUUGAUGAUUUGCCCGGACAUUUCUCCGGUUAA